AUGCUGUGUGCAAUUUCUGGCGAGGCUCCUCAGGUGCCCGUGGUGUCGCGCAAGAGUGGGAACGUUUUCGAGAAGCGACUCAUUGAAGAGUAUAUUUCAGAGCAUGGAAAGGAGCCGGUGACGGGCGAGGAACAUACCGUCGACGAUCUCAUCGAACUGAAGUCAGCUCGCAUCGCCCGACCUCGACCACCGACACUUACCUCAAUCCCCUCGUUACUGGGAGUUUUCCAAGAAGAAUGGGAUGCGUUAGCCCUUGAAACGUUUACUCUCAGGCAGACGCUAGCACAGACGCGACAGGAGCUUAGUACAGCACUCUACCAGCAUGAUGCCGCCGUCCGUGUGAUUGCGAGACUGCGAAAGGAGAGAGACGAAGCCCGGGAUGCACUUUCAAAAAUCUCGGUUGGCGCCAGUCGUGCUCCCGCGGCUGGAGAUGCGAUGCAAGUGGAUAGCACAGGUCUUCCAGACGGUGUUAUUUCAAGGAUCGAAGAAACUCAAGAGAAACUUUCAAAAACACGACGCAAACGGCCUAUCCCUGAGGACUGGGCCACCGGUGAAGCUAUUCAAGAGUUCCGGCCUUCCAGCCAGUCUGAGCCCCUAUAUCCUGGCGGAUAUUCCAUAUCUUUGAACUCCUCCGGCAGCCUCGCUCUGGUAGGAGGUGUAGACGGAGUUGCUGGCGUAUAUUCACUUUCCGAGAAACGGGUUGUUGCCUCCCUCAAAGGAGGUAGUGGCUCGAUAACGGACUCUGCAUGGGUUGGAGACAAGGCUGUCGUUAGCACCUCUACCGGUGCUGUUAAGGUCUUUGAAAAUGAAUCUGAGGUCGCCAGUUUUAGUAUUCAUGCUGGCACGGCUGCAGCUUUGGCUGUACAUCCAACUGGUGAUAUCGUUGCCUCCGUUGGUAUCGACAAGAGUUAUACCCUCUAUGAUAUCUCAAACUCCUCUGUCAUCGCUCAAACAUUCACUGACUCUGCUCUAUCGUGUGUCAAAUUCCAUCCUGAUGGCCACUUACUUGCUGCCGGUGGAGCUGACGGCCAGAUCAAAAUAUUUGAUGUGAAGAGCGGCACUAGCGCAGCUACAUUCGACAUGUCUGGCCCCAUCAAAGCGCUAUAUUUCUCUGAAAACGGAACCUGGCUUGCGGCAGUGACGAACGAAUCAUCUGAAAUCUCAGUUUGGGAUCUCCGUAAAUCGACAGUCGUGAAGGUAUUGGAAACCGGUAGCAGAGUCGACACUAUCAGCUGGGACUACACUGGCCAGUUCCUCCUCACAGGCGGACCCAAUGGACUUACGGUUCAGCAAUACUCCAAGGCUUCAAAGUCCUGGACGGAGCCUUUACGAAGUGCAGUGCCUGCCACUGCUGUAGCCUGGGGACCAUCUGCUCAGAGUGUUUUGGCGCUUAAUGGAGACGGUGUUAUUGUGUCAGUUACUGCUCAGUAA
This is a messenger RNA of Microsporum canis CBS 113480, 1431 nucleotides long. Its product is annotated as cell cycle control protein cwf8. Bases 1 to 1431 code for a protein of 476 amino acids. Gene Ontology annotation, molecular function: ubiquitin protein ligase activity; protein binding. The record is from RefSeq and is a predicted model, not a curated record. Lineage: Eukaryota; Fungi; Ascomycota; Eurotiomycetes; Onygenales; Arthrodermataceae. Gene Ontology annotation, biological process: DNA repair; mRNA splicing, via spliceosome; protein ubiquitination. Gene Ontology annotation, cellular component: Prp19 complex; cytoplasm; U2-type catalytic step 1 spliceosome. The transcript is spliced from 5 exons.